Insectozyma verbasci is the source of this 1149-nucleotide messenger RNA. The record is from the annotation of a GenBank genome assembly. NCBI's taxonomy places the organism in Eukaryota, Fungi, Ascomycota, Pichiomycetes, Serinales, Debaryomycetaceae.
AUGUUAAGAUUGGGUAUUAUAUCACGUAGUUUGAGGACUACUAUGAUAAAAGGAAAUACUAUAUCUCGUCCUAUUAUAUUAAAUACUACUGGUGGUUUUAAUGGUGGUAGAAGAUUUAAUUCAAAUACGUCAAAUACUUUAAAUACUUUAAAUACUUCAAGUACUUCAAAUACUAAUGAAAUAUCAGAUAGAUUAACUUCUUUUGUUGAAAAUUCAGAUUUAAAUAAUACUAUAACUACUAAUUUACAUUCAAAUCAAUUAGGUUAUCUUGAUAGUAUAGGUUUAGCUCAAGGUUGGGGUCCAACUAGUAUAAUUGAAAAAUUAUUAGAAUUAACUCAUGUAUAUAGUGAUUUACCGUGGUGGACAAGUAUAAUUGUUUUAACUUUAGGUAUUAGAGUUUUAUUAUUUCCUUUAUAUGUUAAGUCAAGUUCAAAUGCAACUAGAAUGUCAAAAGUUAAACCACAAUUAGAUCUAUUAAUGAAAGAAAUUAAAAAUGGUGAUGUACAAGAUCAAAUGAGAGGUAUGGAAAAAAGAAGAAAAAUAAUGAAACAAAAUAAUAUAUCAACAUUAGCUACUUUAGCUCCAAUGGUUCAAUUACCAUUGGCUUAUGGGUUUUUUCAAGCUUUAAGAAAAAUGUCAAAUUAUCCAGUCGAAGGCUUUACUAAUCAAGGUUAUGCAUGGUUUCAAGAUUUAACAGCUGUUGAUCCUUAUUUAGGUUUACAAACUAUUGCUGCCUUAUCAAUUAUUGCUGUUGUUAGAAUUGGUGGUGAAACUGGUCAACAUGCAUUUGCAAAAUCAAUGAAAACGGUAAUGACAAUUGUUCCAUUAGUUUCAAUUUUAAUUACUAAAAACUUUUCUGCUGCAAUUGUAUUAUAUUUUGCUGUUAAUUCAAUUUUUUCAUUAUUUCAAAGUUUUAUACUAAAAAAUAAUUUUUGUAGAAAAUUAUUAAAAAUGCCUCCUAAAUUAACACAACAACAAUUGGAAAAUUCAAAUCAAAAUGCAAAUCAAUCUUUAAAAGAAACAUUUAAUUCUUUUAUUGAAACUAAUAGAGAAAAAGCCAUUGAAAAAACAAAACAAGCAAAUAAGAAAUUAGAAGUUAAACAUCAAAGAAAAUUAACAAAUCAAAAUACUUAUAUUAAAAGACAUUAA